This is a messenger RNA of Ricinus communis (castor bean), 872 nucleotides long. Its product is annotated as RNA polymerase II transcriptional coactivator KELP. Gene Ontology annotation, molecular function: transcription coactivator activity; DNA binding. Bases 251 to 706 code for a protein of 151 amino acids. The record is from RefSeq and is a predicted model, not a curated record. Gene Ontology annotation, biological process: positive regulation of transcription initiation by RNA polymerase II. NCBI's taxonomy places the organism in Eukaryota, Viridiplantae, Streptophyta, Magnoliopsida, Malpighiales, Euphorbiaceae. The transcript is spliced from 3 exons.
AAACCAAAUAGUGUUAGCGUUAAAUUAACCGACUAAAAAUGGGGUAGAGUCUAAGCGGGUUAGAAAUAACCCUGUUUUCUUCUACAGCAGCAGCUUUCCUCUCAGUUGUGUAAGAACAGCAAAUGGAAAGCACCAAACCUUACAAAUUCCUUAAUCAGGCGAUCCACCGUUAGAUUCGAUUUGAUUCAACUGUCAGUACUAUCACUCAGUCGAGAAACUUUGGAAGAAAAGGAAAAAGGAAGAAGAAAAAAUGGAGCCAAAACUGAAAAUAAAAAUCGAGGAGACAGUGAGGGAAAUCUUGGAAGAAUCAGACAUGGAAACGACGACGGAAAAUCAGAUUCGGAAAAUAGCGUCACGAAAGCUCGAACUUGACCUCAAUAAAUCGGAAUACAAAGCGUUUGUGCGUCAUGUCGUCAAUAACUUUCUAGAAGAACAGAAUGCGAAAGAGGAACAAGGACAUAGCAAGGAGCCUGAGUUUGACGAUGACGGUGACCUCAUCGUUUGCAGAUUAUCAGAAAAGAGAAAAGUUACGAUUCAGAAUUUUAGAGGAACAACUUUGGUGUCAAUAAGAGAGUUUUAUAAAAAGGAUGGCAAAGAACUUCCUACUUCUAAAGGGAUUAGCUUGAAAGAGGAGCAAUGGUCGGCUUUAAAGAAGAACAUACCUGCCAUAGAGGAAGCCAUAAGGGAGAUGGAAGACAGGUUGUAAUGACAAGUGCAGGUUUUGUAAGGAAGUUAUUUGAGGAUUGGAAUGUACGAUUCAUAUUUAGCUUGAUAACAUCUUUUGAAACCUUGAUUUUGCUAAUGGUGAUGGUUAUAAAGUGACUUAACGCAGUUAAGCAAUGCAUACCUUUUAGGUUUUGCAAUUGCCUCCA